AAGGGAGAGAAGAGUGAAGAUUUCUAGAGAAGCGGCUCAGAAGAGGUGGCAUUGUGCAUUGGAGCGCCCACUUCCUGUCCAGCUCCCGCCCCCUGCCCCCUAACAAUGGAAAAGGAGCCUUCGAUUCCCCCCACCUUUUCUUUCCCCGCGUGCAAAACGUUAGUGGUUUAGAAUAUCCGCAGCCCUCCAGGGGAGCUGGGAGGAAUCACAGUCACUAGACAGUCAUUGCCUUCUGCUUUUAAGUAUCUUCUUGCCUCCAGAACUGAAGACCUCACCCACAAGAGUAACAUCUUGGCUUUGCAGGAGUUAGUAGAAACACCUGCUUGGCCAGUUUUUUUGUCUGGAGGGUCCCUUCAAGUGUGGACCAAAGAUGAGGGACCAAUGCGCAGCUGGCCCUGAUGCCAUCCAAACUGGGAACAGCAUGGAAUUCUGGGAAAGAACCAUGCAAAGGAUGCUGGGUGAGGACACCACCAGACCAGAUGCACAGUGCCAGCGUUUCAAACAAUUCCACUACCUGGAGGCCAAGGGGCCCCGAGAGGUUUGCAGCCAACUCCACAACCUUUGCUGUCAGUGGCUGAAGCCCGAAAAACACACAAAAGCUCAGAUCCUGGACUUGGUGAUCCUGGAGCAGUUCCUGACCAUCCUGCCCCCGGAGAUGGAGAGCUGGGUGAGAGAAUGUGGAGUGGAGACCAGUUCCCAGGCGGUGGCCCUGGCAGAAGGUUUCCUCCUGAGCCAGGCAGAAUCUCCUGAGCUAACCAGAGAAAAAACAGGAACAGCAGGUGAUGAAAUGACAGUGGUAUUGGAUCCCAGAUCUUCACCUCUUCACAGUGGAGUGGAAGAGGUUGCUGUACAAUUGGACCAGAGUCCAGUGACCUUGGAGGAGGUAGCUGUGUGUUUCUCGGAGGAGGAGUGGACCCUGCUGGAUCCAGGCCAAAGGGCUCUGCACAAGGAAGUUGUGGCAGAGACUUCUGCACAUCUGGCCUGGCUAGAAGGACUUUUGGGUCCCAAGACUGACCUUAUCCUCAGGCUGGAAGAAGCUGAAGAUCCAUUUGUAAAAAGUUCGGAAGAAGGAGAGAAGUCACCAGAAGAUGGGAGGGAGAACGAGAAAGAGGGUGAACAACACAGAGAGAAAACGGAAGCCAGCCAAAAGUGGAAGGGAGAAUCUAUUGCUUUGAAAGAGACUAACUUCCACAGGAUCCCAAUCAAAUGUUACAGAGCAUGCAACUUCCUUCUGAUUGCGAAAAUUUUAACUCAUCAGUCAAGCUGGGGCAUAUGUCAAAGCGCUUACACUGCAGAGAAACUGCCAAAAUGCUUAGAGCAUGAGGGGAAUGUCUGUAAAAGCCAUCCAUUCACUAGGCGUCAAAGAACCCACACGGAAGAGAAACCAUAUGCAUGCUCAGAGUGUGGGAAGAGCUUCUAUAACAAAUGUAUCUUUGCUAUCCACCAAAGCACUCACACAGGAGACAAACGAUAUAUGUGCUCAGAGUGUGGGAAGAGCUUCCGUAGCAAAGGUAACCUUACUGUCCAUCAAAGACUCCACACGGGAGAGAAGCCGUAUACUUGCUGUGAAUGUGGAAGCAGCUUCCGGCGCCAUGAUCACCUUAAGAAUCAUCAGAGAAUCCACACAAAAUGGAAGCCAUUUAAAUGUCCAGAGUGUGGAAAGAGCUUCAGUCACCGCUCACAGCUUGGACCACAUCAGAGUAUCCAUGUAAGAAGAAACCAUGAAAUUGUUCAGAGCAUGGGAAGUGCUUCACAACUGGUCUAUGACCGUAAUAAAGUAUAAGUAAGACAGUC
Messenger RNA from Hemicordylus capensis (graceful crag lizard), 1794 nucleotides. Its product is annotated as zinc finger protein with KRAB and SCAN domains 7-like. The coding region runs from base 371 to 1783 and encodes 470 amino acids. Gene Ontology annotation, biological process: regulation of transcription by RNA polymerase II. The record is from RefSeq and is a predicted model, not a curated record. Lineage: Eukaryota; Metazoa; Chordata; Lepidosauria; Squamata; Cordylidae. Gene Ontology annotation, molecular function: RNA polymerase II cis-regulatory region sequence-specific DNA binding; DNA-binding transcription factor activity, RNA polymerase II-specific. The transcript has 6 exons.